Molecule: messenger RNA, 5725 nt
Organism: Coregonus sp. 'balchen'
Lineage: Eukaryota; Metazoa; Chordata; Actinopteri; Salmoniformes; Salmonidae
Source: the annotation of a GenBank genome assembly
AUGCUUUCCCUCUCUCUGCUCAGGUUCCUGGGAGUGUGUGUGCAUGAGGGCCAGCUCCAUGCUCUAACUGAGGUGAGCUCAUCCUGAUUCUGUCUCUCUGGGGGGAAUCCUUGCGUUUUAUCUUCCAGAGACAAUAGUGUCCAUGGUAACAGAAUUGGCUGCAUGCAUGGGCCAUAGCAAGUAAGAAGAGACGGGUUGCAUUCCAUUUCAAUUAAAUUCUGCAAAUGCCUGCAAAGAACAUAGGCUAAGGCCUCUACAGAAUAUUAGGUCCUUACAAUGCCUAUGGAAAUGUUUAACGUCUCAGGAACCACAUCAAUUUAGUGUAGGGUUAAUGAAAAUGUAAUAUGUGCAGGCAGGCGUGCACAGAAUCUGUGUGUCUGGAAUGGACUCAAUCUCAUGAACUGUGUGAGGUGAUUGACGCGUGUGUGUGCUGUUGUCAUGGUUACCCACAGUACAUCAACGGGGGUAACCUGGAGCAGCUGCUGGACAGUGACAGGUAUCUGUCGUGGUCGGUGAGGAUGGGCCUGUCUCAGGACAUCGCCUGCGGGCUGCAGUACCUCCACAGCAAGGGCAUCUUCCACAGAGACCUCACCUCCAAGGUAGGAGAUAGUAGGAUACAGGGUACCAGACAGACAGACACACAGUAACACAUCCCUUCACUUUUUUGCAUUAAUUGUUCGUUUCAUCUCCCACUGACUCUCACAUACACUCAUAUGCCCUCUCUCUCCUCUCUCUCUUUCAUAGAACUGUCUGGUGCGCUGUGAGAAUGGUGUGUUCACUGCAGUAGUGGGAGACUUUGGUCUGGCAGAGAAGAUUCCAGACUACAGGUUAGUGCUGUGAGAAAGUCCCCCAGACUACAGGUUAGUGCUGUGAGAAAGUCCCCCAGACUGUAGGUUAGUGCUGUGAGAAAGUCCCCCAGACUACAGGUUAGUACUGUGAGAAAGUUCCCCAGACUACAGGUUUGUGCUGUGAGAAAGUCCCCCACACUACAGGUUUGUGCUGUGAGAAAGUCCCCCAGACUACAGGUUAGUGCUGUGAGAAAGUCCCCCAGACUACAGGUUAGUACUGUGAGAAAGUCCCCCAGACUACAGGUUAGUGCUGUGAGAAAGUCCCCCAGACUACAGGUUAGUGCUGUGAGAAAGUCCCCCAGACUACAGGUUAGUGCUGUGAGAAAGUCCCCCAGACUACAGGUUAGUGCUGUGAGAAAGUCCCCCAGACUACAGGUUAGUGCUGUGAGAAAGUCCCCCAGACUACAGGUUAGUGCUGUGAGAAAGUCCCCCAGACUGUAGGUUAGUACUGUGAGAAAGUCCCCCAGACUACAGGUUUGUACUGUGAGAAAGUCCCCCAGACUACAGGUUAGUACUGUGAGAAAGUCCCCCAGACUACAGUAAGACUAUAUGACUGGCUCACCAUAUUCCCACCAUGACUGCACAUAUAACCUAGUCUAGAUGAAUGCAAGUCAAAUACAUUGUUGUACAUUCUAUUCUGUUUUCCUCUCCUGCAGUGACGGGGCUGAUAAGCAGCCUCUGGCCGUGGUGGGCUCCCCCUACUGGAUGGCCCCGGAGGUGCUGAGAGGGGAGGUCUAUGAUGAAAAGGUACUAACAGUACUCUACUGUUUCCUGGCUGCUAUCUCAUGAUGUUAUAAGAGUCAUCUGAUCCCAGUGCAUGAUGAGAGGAAGAAAACACAGUAAUACAAUGUAAUAAUACUAUGUUAUAAUGCAAUCUGGAAGGACAACUGUUACAUUUCCCUUCUGUGUUUUUCUGGUUGUGUCUAGUGGGUCUUGUUAAUAUGUAUGUUGCUAGCAAAUGACCAGACUCUUUCAAAGUGUAUUAUUGUGAAUAUUUCAAGUGAGAUGUUAUUUAUCAGAGGUGAUUGGCUGACUCUGACCUCUGACCCCUAGGUGGAUGUGUUUGCCUAUGGAAUCAUCCUAUGUGAGAUCAUCGCCCGGAUAGAGGCUGAUCCAGACUUCCUACCUCGCACUGAGGUACACACACACACACACACACAACCCCACAGUGUAUAACAGGCACACAGUUAACCAAUGUUUUUCCUUCUUAAAUUACCCUAAAUCAAUGCUUUCAUACUAUCACACAAACUGACAGUGUAUGAACAAACCCUUAAUCCAACCCUUUCACCACCACUAUACAACCCCAGUAAGCCUACUGCAGCCAAAUAGCACCAUAUAACCAUGUCUACUGCAGCCAAACAGCACCAUAUAACCAUGUGUACUGCAGCCAAACAGCACAUUUUUACAUUAACAUUUUAGUCAUAGCAAGACGCCUCUUAUCCAGAGCGACUACAGCACCAUAUAACCCAGUCUACUGCAGCCAAAACAGCACCAUAUAACCAUGUGGUACUUUGCAGCCAAUAGCACCAUAUAACCAUGUCUACUGCAGCCAAACAGCACCAUAUACCAUGUCUACUUGCAGCCAAACAGCACUAUAACCAUGUCUAAUGCAGCCCCAACAGCACCAUAUAAAAAACCAUGUCUACUGCAAGCCAAACAGCAACCAUAUAAAACAUGUCUACUGCAGCCAAACAGCACCAUAUAAAAACAUGGUUACUGCAGCCAAACAGCACCAUAUAACCAGGUCUACUGCAGCAACAGCACCCUAUAACCCAUGUCUACUGCAGCCAAAAACAGCACCAUAUAACCAUGUCCUGCAGCCAAACAGCCCAUAUAACCAUUCUACUGCAGCCAAACAGCACCAUAUAACCAUGUCGUAACUGGCAGCCAAACAGCACCAUAUAACCAUGUCUACUGCAGCCAAACAGCACCAUAUAACCAUGUCUACUGCAGCCAAACAGCACCAUAUAACCAUGUCUACUGCAGCCAAACAGCACCAUAUAACCAUGUCUACUGCAGCAAACAGCACAAUAACAUGUUCUGAACAUUCUUGUCGCCACUUUGACCACAGCACCAUAUAACCAUGUCUACGAGAAGUACCAUCCUUCCCAUGUCUGCAAUGUUCUGAGCCAACAGCACUUAAUCAUGUUCGUAAUCUUUCCAUUGACCGUAAGGCCAUCCUUCCUUACGAAGUUACACUAAAUGCAGUGAAAGACUUGAAUAUUUAAUCACUGCAGUGCAGGGCAGCAGUCCCAUUUGCAUGUGAGGUUUAAAGAGGAACUGACAGCAUUUUAACUACUUUGCAGAUAUGAAACAAACAGACAAUCAUAAUAUCAGUAAAAAAUAUCAAAUUCCCAGUUUAUGCUACAAAACCAACCAGGUUUUAAACGUAGGUUCUAUUUUACUCCAAAUUCCAUGACGUACACUAAGGCAUUGUUGGCAGAAUAGAUGGAUGCAGUUCAAUGAAUUAAUAUAAUUCACCAAUACAUUGGUAGUCCAAAAAAUAUUACUAUCAGGUUGUAAAUCACAGCUGGCCUAGUACAUUGUUUGCUGCCUCCACCCAUUCAGGAAGCACUGUUUCGGUUUCAAAGGCUGGGAAUUUCACUACAAUCACAGACAGUGUCACCAGCAAAGCACCCCCACACCAUAAAACCUCCUCCUCCAUGCUUUACGGUGGGAAAUACACAUGCAGGGAUUUUUUUAUUUUAUUUAACCUUUAUUUAAGAUCAUCCGUUCACCCACACCCCGUCUCACAAAGACACGGCGGUUGGAACCAAAAAUCUCCAAUUUGGACUCCAGACCAAAGGACACAUUUCCACCAGUUUAAUGUCCAUUGCUCGUGUUUCUUGGCCCAAGCAAGUCUCUUCUUCUUAUUGGUGUCCUUUAGUAGUGGUUUCUUUGGAGCAAUUCGACCAUGAAGGCCUGAUUCACACGGUCUCCUCUGAACAGUUGAUGUUGAGAUGUCUGUUACUUGAACUCUGUGAAGCAUUUAUUUGGGCUACAAUUUCUGAGGCUGGUAACUCUAAUGAACUUAUCCUCUGCAGCAGAGGUAUCUAUGGGUCUUCCAUUCCUGUGGCGGUCCUCAUGAGAGCCAGUUUCAUCAUAGCGCUUGAUGGUUUUUGCGACUGCACUUGAAGAAACUUUCAAAGUUCUUGAAAUGUUCCAUAUUGACUGACCUUCAUUUCUUAAAGUAAUGAUGGACUGUUGUUUCUCUCUUGCUUAUUUGAGCUGUUCUUGCCAUAAUAUGGACUUGGUCUUUUACCAAAUAGGGCUAUCUUCUGUAUACCACCCCUACCUUGUCAAAACACAACUGAUUGACUAAAACGCAUUAAGAAGGAAAGAAAUUCCACAAAUUAACUUUGAAGAAGGCACACCUGUUAAUUGAAAUGCAUUCCAGGUGACUAUCUCAUGAAGCUGGUUGAGAGAAUGCCAAGAGUGUGCAAAGCUGUCAUCAAGGCAAAUAGUGGCUAUUUGAAGAAUCUCAAAUAUAAAAUAUAUUUUGAUUUGUUUGACUUGUUACUAAAUUAUUCCAUAUGUGAUAUUUCAUAGGUUUGAUGUCUUCACUAUUAUUCUACAAUGUAAAAAUAAAGAAAAACCCUUGAAUGAGUAGGCGUGUCCAAACUUUUGACUGGUAGUGUAUGUAAUUCUCAAACAUUCUAAGAAUUUAUGAAAACGUGAAAAUGACCAUAUCCAAGUGCUCGCUUGUCAGAAAAUGUAAAACAAAAAAACAGUGUCAUUCUUCCUGGGGGGUGUAUAUAAAUAGAUUUUAAUAAGACUUCAUGUUACUAAAAUGCUGUCAGUUCCCCUUUUGAGUAUACCUUUCACAGUGUAUGUCUCCAUCGAGUGGAUACUAUGGAGAACUACAACACGUAUGUUUUUUUAAACCUAGUCAGACAAACUGAUUGACAGCUAGUUGGCUACAUAAGACGAUGAUGAUGAUGAUGAUCCUCUGUGUGUGCAGGACUUUGGACUAGACGUGGAUGCCUUUGAGAACCUGGUCGGUGACUGUCCAGCACCAUUCCUCAACCUUGCAGUCCUCUGCUGCAAUGUAAGAUACAGACUGACAGACUGACAUAAUAAUUGCAUGCAUCCAUGACUCUGUGUACAUACUUACUAUAAAUACAUAGAUUGACAACCUAAAACGACCAUACAUUCCAAAAAGUAGGCACUGUUUACACUCUUCCUGCUCCCCUCACUCUGUUUCUCCCUCUUUCUCAGAUGAAUGCAAAGAUACGUCCCUCGUUCUCCGAGAUAGUGGUUGUUGCUGGAGGGGAUGGAGAGAGGAGAGGAGGAGAGGAAGACGGUCAUCCCUCUGGGUGAUUAUCUCUCCUCAGAACCCGCUACCGUCCACAUCAGCCCCUACCGACGACGGAGUUCCCCCUGUCGCCCCGGCGACCAGCGGUUGUCACGGAGCCAGUCGGACAUGCUUCCCCCAACGACGCCCCCUCUAGGCACCCCGGCACGGGUCAACCCUUUCUCCCUGCGGCAGGACCUGAACGGGGGCCGCAUCAAGCUUUACGACACCCCCAAGCAAGUCUGUCAUCUCCCUGACCUUCACCCUCCCCCAGCAGCCUGACCCCUGCGCAUCUCCCCCCCUCAGGGUGAACCUCUUCCUCCGCGGGCCCCCCCGACGCUGCCAGUCCCUCCCCUGCACCCCCAAGCAGGGGCACACCCUCGCCCUCCUCCGGGACCCCGACCUGCAGAGCUUGGGGAAAGAGGAGGAAGAGGAGGUAGAGGAGGUGGAGAAUGAAAGGAGGAAGGAGAAGGGAGGGAUGGUGGAGGAUGAAAGGAGGAAGGAGAAGGGAGGGAUGGUGGAGGAUGAAAGGAGGAAGGAGAAGGGAGGGAUGGUGGAGGAUGAAAGGAAGAAGGAGAAGUGA